AUGUUUUUAGUGUUAAAUGUAGUAUUGAUUCAAAUUGUGGUAAACAAUUGUGUCAAUUGCGUUACAAUGCAUGACUUUAUGGCGCCCAACACUGUCAGAGCCGGCGAUAAUAUGAUGCUUAACUGUUCGGUCACUUUCACACCCGAAGAGCGCAUGAAUUCAGAGAUAACUAUCAGCAAAGAUGGACAGGAAUUUUAUCGAUACAGCAUUAAAAACAUUAAAGAAGAGCUAAAGUCGAUCCCCGGUAUAGAGAGUAAGCAAAUGGAUCCGAUGAACGUUCCGGGUUGGGUGCGGCUCAAGGAGGCCAACCGACACUUUCAGGGCAAUUACGCCUGUGUUGUCACCACUAAUGUCAACAAUAAUCUCUCGCAACAGUCGGCGAAUAAAUACGUGGCUUUUGACGCAUCGAUGGGUGAAUUCAAGCGCAAGAAUAACGCAUCAAAUAUAAAAUACUGA
Molecule: messenger RNA, 456 nt
Organism: Medioppia subpectinata
Lineage: Eukaryota; Metazoa; Arthropoda; Arachnida; Sarcoptiformes; Oppiidae
Source: the annotation of a GenBank genome assembly